CACAGACACACCCAAGAUGCUGCCUCUCACCAGACUGAUGUGCUUGUUUUGCCUGAUGGUUCUUGUGGAGAACAGAAAGCCCACACCGAGGAGAUGGCCAAGGCACCUGGACACGAGGAGUCACUUGUACAAGAAGCACCCAGAUGUGACCAAGUCCGGCCCAGGAAAGCCUCAGCCCCUCCUGAGAGUGGACAACCAUGACUUCACCAUGAGGCCCGCCUUUGGAGGCCCAGCCAUUCCCGUAGGCGUGGACGUGCAGGUGGAGAGCCUGGACAGCAUCUCGGAGGUGGACAUGGACUUCACUAUGACCUUGUACCUGCGGCACUACUGGAAGGACGAGCGGCUGGCCUUCCGCAGCUCCAGCAACAAGAGCAUGACCUUCGACGGGAGGCUGGUGAAGAAGAUCUGGGUGCCCGACGUGUUCUUCGUGCACUCCAAGCGCUCCUUCAUCCACGACACCACCACGGACAAUGUGAUGCUGCGGGUGUUCCCUGAUGGCCAUGUGCUCUACAGCCUUAGGAUCACAGUCACAGCCAUGUGCAACAUGGACUUCAGCCACUUCCCCCUGGAUUCUCAGACCUGUUCUUUGGAGCUGGAAAGUUAUGCAUACACAGAUGAAGAUCUGAUGCUAUAUUGGAAGAAUGGGGACGAAUCCCUGAAGACGGAUGAGAAGAUCUCCCUGUCUCAGUUUCUGAUUCAGAAAUUUCACACCACAUCCCGACUAGCCUUCUACAGCAGCACUGGCUGGUACAACCGUCUGUACAUUAACUUCACAUUGCGUCGUCACAUCUUCUUCUUCUUGCUCCAAACCUACUUCCCCGCCACCCUGAUGGUCAUGCUGUCCUGGGUGUCCUUCUGGAUCGACCGCAGAGCUGUGCCGGCCAGAGUAUCUCUUGGUAUCACCACGGUGCUGACCAUGUCCACCAUCAUCACGGGCGUGAACGCCUCCAUGCCCCGCGUGUCCUACAUCAAGGCGGUGGACAUCUACCUGUGGGUCAGCUUCGUGUUCGUGUUCCUCUCGGUGCUGGAGUACGCGGCCGUCAACUACCUGACCACGGUGCAGGAGCGCAAAGAGCGGAAGCGUCGAGACAAGUUACCCUGCGCAUGUGGGAUCCUUCCGUCCAGAACCAUGAUGCUGGAUGGGAGCUACAGCGAAUCCGAGGCCAACAGCCUGGCGGGGUACCCCAGGGGCCCAAUUCUGACAGAGGAAGAAAGGCAAGACAAAAUCGUGGUGCACCUGGCCCUUGCCAGUGAGUCCAGCUCCUCCAGGAAGAAGGGGCUGUUGAAGGGCCAGAUGGGUCUUCGCAUCUUCCAGAACACCCACGCCAUUGACAAGUACUCCAGGCUCAUUUUCCCUGCCACCUUUAUCUUUUUCAACUUAAUUUAUUGGUCCGUGUUUUCCUAA
This is a messenger RNA of Sorex fumeus (smoky shrew), 1405 nucleotides long. Its product is annotated as gamma-aminobutyric acid receptor subunit rho-2. The transcript is spliced from 9 exons. The record is from RefSeq and is a predicted model, not a curated record. The coding region runs from base 17 to 1405 and encodes 462 amino acids. Gene Ontology annotation, molecular function: extracellular ligand-gated monoatomic ion channel activity; GABA-A receptor activity; neurotransmitter receptor activity. NCBI's taxonomy places the organism in Eukaryota, Metazoa, Chordata, Mammalia, Eulipotyphla, Soricidae. Gene Ontology annotation, cellular component: GABA-A receptor complex; membrane; neuron projection. Gene Ontology annotation, biological process: signal transduction; chemical synaptic transmission; regulation of membrane potential.